AUGGGUGCAUUUAUUUUGAUUAUCGUGCCAAUAUUUUUUGCACCUCCUCGGCAACCUUCAGGUCCAGCCUACGUUUCUGAAUUUUUCAAAAAAUUAGCUGAUACAUUAACCGGGCAUCAGCAAUCCGAAGAAUAUUUUUUGAAAUAUGUAAUAACAUACCGUAGAAUUAUGCUUCAAAUUAAUCCAUCAACUCACGAUAACAAAAUGAAACAGGAACGUCAUUACAUUGUAGAAAGACUGGAUAUGGCCAGAAAUAAUUUACGAAACAUGUAUAGGGAAGGUUCGAUGGUAUAUGAAACGUUUGAUAUAGAAGUUGAUGCGAUGAUACAAAAGCGAGGAGAUGUUAAAUACUUUCAAAACAUGUUGAUUGAUAAAACUCAAGCAGCUUUUAUAGACGCGAAAAUUUAUUUCAUUGAAAACAACCAAGUUAAUGAUAUUGCUAUAACUCACAUAGAUCUAUUGGUUUUUAAUGAAUUGUUUGUUCAUGUACACGAGGUUGUUAAAAAUUUAUCUGGAAUGAAAAGAAUGUUAAUGUCAUAUGAUGAUAACCUUCUUGAUCUCCUUCUCUAUAAGCUUUACCAAGACCAGCCUGACAUAUCAUAUUUGAUGUUACAACGUCAGAUCUUAAUUAUUUGA
Funneliformis mosseae is the source of this 636-nucleotide messenger RNA. The record is from the annotation of a GenBank genome assembly. NCBI's taxonomy places the organism in Eukaryota, Fungi, Glomeromycota, Glomeromycetes, Glomerales, Glomeraceae.